Lachancea fermentati is the source of this 1971-nucleotide messenger RNA. Lineage: Eukaryota; Fungi; Ascomycota; Saccharomycetes; Saccharomycetales; Saccharomycetaceae. The record is from the annotation of a GenBank genome assembly.
AUGGCUGGUAAAAAGAGGUCUAAAUCAGCUAUUGAAGAAAGAACUGGAAAAAGAAGAAAGCAGGAAGAUGAAUUAUUGGCUGGAGGGUUCUUUACUAAAGAACAAAUACAAGAUAUUGGUGAUUCAACUCCAUUAAAAAAUUCUUGGGAAGACGACGAACAGGAUUAUGAACUGAAGCCAAGAAGCUUAGCAUACACAGCAGAUGUUGUGGAAGGACUUCCAAUCAAAAUUAACGGAAAGGUAGAAAGAGUCCUGCAUGAAGUGUCUCAAGUAUCUACAGUUUCCAAAGAUGAAAGUGAAGAAGAGUCUGAAGGAAGCCAAGAAGAACAAGAGUCUGAUAGUAAUGAUGAUACAGGUGAAGUCGCUGAUACAGAGGAGGCAAUAAUACAACUGAAGGAAGAAAUAGCUGAUCUUGUUGAAAAACUAAUGGAAGAAGCCGACGAAAAUAUCAGUGCCCUAACUCGUCUCCGUAAGAUGGCGCAGUCAAAGAACCCGAACACAUGCAAAUUUUCGAUGCUUGCACUUGUCCCUGUAUUCAAAAGCAUCAUACCGGGUUAUAGAAUAAGGCCUUUGACAGAAGCGGAGAAAAAAGAAAGGGUUUCCAAAGAUGUUGCAAAAUUGAGAAACUUCGAAGAAACGUUGGUUUUGAAUUAUAAAGCGUACCUUGAUUUGCUGGCUAAAUUAGCCAAAACCCCAAAUAAUGCGAGCCAAAAGGAUAUUUCUCUGGGAAACUUGGCAGCAAAUGCCGCGACUGAGCUAGCUACCUCCGCGUCGCAUUUCAAUUUUAGAGCAGACCUGCUCACUAUAUUAAUUCGCCGUAUCUGUAAGCCUAACCCUUUGUCUGAUCCGGUUUUUAAAAAGAUAAUUGCAACUUUAGAGUCGUUGUUGAAUGAAGAUCAGGAGGGAAAUGUAUCCUCAGAGAUUGUAAGAAUUCUGGCGAAAACACUCAAAACACGGAAGUUCUUGGUCGAUGAAUCGGUCUUGAAUAUUCUACUUUCUUUAGACGUCUUACAGGAUUAUGAUCCUAACACAAAAACGGAAGAACCAACGAGAAUCAAAUUAAAGAAAAAGAAUAGAGUACAUCUUUCUAAGAAGGAAAGAAAAGUAAGAAAAGAAACCAAAAAGAUUGAGGAAGAAAUGCGCAGUGCAGAACAAAGUGUUUCAGCAGAGGAAAGAGAGAAGAACCAAUCUGAAAUUUUGAAGACUGUUCUUUCCUUGUAUCUAUUCAUCUUGAAGAUAAACAACUCGAAAUUGGUAGGUUCUGUACUGGAAGGACUGUCCAAAUUCGGACGCAUGGCGAAUUUCGACUUAUUGGGUGAUUUUCUAGAAGUUAUGAAAGAAAUCAUAGUCAGCACUGAAUUGAACGAUUUAUCACCUACUGAAAUGCGUAAGGUCUUGCUGUGUAUAGUUACAGCUUUUUCGCUAGUGGCUAGCCAAAACUAUAUGAAGGUUUCUGUUGAUUUAUCUUCUUUUGUUGACGCGUUGUAUACCAUUCUUCCUAUGCUAUCUUUGGAUGCGGACAUUGAGUUUUCACACAAAUCCUUGAGAUUAGCCGAUCCUUUGAAUAAUGAACUUGCAAAGCCAUCCGUAAACGUUUCAACGAAGGCUGAGCUACUUUUGAAGGCAUUAGAUCAUGUUUUCUUCAGAUCGAAAUCUGGUUCGAAACUUAGAGCUAAAGCGUUCGCUAAGCGAAUGUAUAUUGUUGCUGAAAAUACACCCGAGAAGACUACCAUUGCAAUUUUAAAGUUCUUGGAUAAACUAAUGAGUCGAUACCCAGAAAUUGGAGGGCUUUAUUCGACAGAUGAUCGCAUUGGGAAUGGUGUCUUUCAUAUGAAUGCCGAUAUACCUUCCAGAAGUAACGCUGAGGCAGCCACAGUUUGGGAAAAUGCGCUGCUCCUGAAGCAUUAUAGCCCAACUGUUGGAAAGGGUGUCAGAGCAUUGAUGGAGAAAUCCAGAGAUUUCACGAAAUAA